GUGGAUUGGGGGUGUGGGUGCGGGUGGGUUGAUUCGAGGGUGGGCUGUCUGAGUACGUACCGACUCUCUGGACAUCCAUGUACCUAUCCUGGAUCCAAGGCCAGAGGGAAGGAGACAGAGAGAGAGAAAAGCGUAGGUGCGUGCCUCCCCUCGUACCGCCUACCGCUCUAACCCGCGCACCACACCUUUCGCUUCUCUCUCUCUCUCUCCCUCUCCCACCGAUACCUAGCACCGCUACCACCACCACCAUCAGCAGCCUGGUUGGCGACCAUUUGUUAUUAUUAAACCCGGACCCCGUCCGACCACCCCCCUUCCAUCUAAGAAAGACCCUUCUCGGUUUCUCUCACACUCCUUUCUUUGUGUCGUGCAGAGUUGUCGUGAGGAGUUUGGAAAUAGCUUCCUCGACCUCGAAUCACCAUUGCGAAUACCCUCAACCUCCUCCUUAUCCUCCCGGACCGACCCCGAUAUCCCCUCUGUCUUUGUACGAGGACUCCCUCCGAAAUCUACAACUCGAGAAAAGAGAGCCACUGUCCGCGGUGAGCUAUCUCUAUCUCGCUUCCCGCCAGAAACACCAAGGAAAAAAAAACUGUGAGUAUUCUCUGUUUGGCCACCCUUCAGGAGAACAACAACACCAGGAAACCAGUGCCAUGGUUUUUGACCGCUGCCUUUUGCCUCUUGCCCAGCUUGUUGCCUCGUUUUUGUGACUCCUCACUACCCUGCCUGCUUAUCUUGUCGCCUCGUUGGAGGAGAGGAAACGAGAAGGGAAAUCUCUGCCUCGCACACUGCACUUCGCAUCUUGCACCGCUCACUUGCUGUUGGUUGUCAUAUUUACUGUCUGCCUGUGU
Molecule: messenger RNA, 845 nt
Organism: Colletotrichum godetiae
Lineage: Eukaryota; Fungi; Ascomycota; Sordariomycetes; Glomerellales; Glomerellaceae
Exons: 1
Coding region: 78-704 (208 amino acids)
Source: RefSeq, a predicted model, not a curated record